AUGGCGGGCGUGUUCGACAUCGACUUGGACCAGCCUGAGGAUGCGGGUUCGGACGAGGAGCUGGAGGAGGGGGGUCAAUUAAGUGAGAGCAUGGACCAUGGAGGAGUUGGCCAAUAUGACCUUGGCAUGGAACAUUGUGAAAAAUUUGAGAUUUCAGAGACUAGUGUAAACAGAGGUCCAGAAAAGAUCCGCCCAGAGUGCUUUGAGUUACUGCGUGUACUUGGCAAAGGUGGCUAUGGCAAGGUGUUUCAAGUACGAAAAGUAACUGGAGCAAACACUGGGAAAAUAUUUGCCAUGAAAGUUCUUAAAAAGGCAAUGAUUGUAAGGAAUGCAAAGGAUACAGCUCACACAAAAGCAGAGCGGAACAUACUGGAGGAAGUGAAACAUCCCUUCAUUGUAGACUUAAUUUAUGCCUUUCAGACUGGUGGAAAACUCUACCUCAUCCUUGAGUAUCUCAGUGGAGGAGAACUAUUUAUGCAGUUAGAGAGAGAAGGGAUAUUUAUGGAAGACACAGCUUGCUUUUACUUGGCAGAAAUCUCAAUGGCACUGGGGCACUUGCAUCAAAAAGGAAUCAUCUACCGUGAUCUGAAGCCAGAAAAUAUCAUGCUUAAUCAUCAAGGUCAUGUAAAAUUGACUGACUUCGGAUUAUGUAAAGAAUCUAUUCACGAUGGAACAGUCACACACACAUUCUGUGGAACAAUUGAAUACAUGGCCCCUGAAAUCUUGAUGAGGAGUGGGCAUAAUCGUGCUGUGGACUGGUGGAGUUUGGGGGCAUUAAUGUAUGACAUGCUGACUGGAGCACCUCCUUUCACUGGGGAGAACAGAAAGAAAACAAUUGACAAGAUUCUCAAGUGUAAACUCAACUUGCCUCCCUACCUCACACAAGAAGCCAGAGAUCUGCUUAAAAAGCUGCUAAAAAGAAAUGCUGCCUCACGUCUAGGAGCUGGUCCUGGAGAUGCUGGAGAAGUUCAGGCUCACCCGUUCUUCAGACAUAUUAACUGGGAUGAGCUGUUGGCACGAAAGGUGGAACCUCCUUUUAAACCCUUAUUGCAAUCUGAAGAGGAUGUGAGCCAGUUUGAUUCAAAGUUUACACGUCAGACUCCUGUUGAUAGCCCAGAUGACUCUACUCUCAGUGAAAGUGCCAACCAGGUCUUUCUGGGUUUUACGUACGUGGCUCCAUCUGUACUUGAAAGCGUAAAAGAGAAAUUUUCUUUUGAACCAAAAAUUCGAUCACCUCGCAGAUUCAUAGGUAGCCCUAGGACACCAGUCAGCCCUGUAAAGUUUUCCCCUGGGGAGUUCUGGGGAAGAGGUGCUUCUGCCAGCGCAUCGAACACUCAGCCACCUGUGGAAUAUCCAAUGGAGACGAGUGGAAUAGAACAAAUGGAUGUGACAGUCUGUGGAGAGGCCUCGGCACCGCUUCCAAUCCGGCAACCAAACUCUGGGCCAUACAAAAAACAAGCGUUCCCCAUGAUCUCCAAACGACCAGAGCACUUGCGCAUGAAUCUAUGACAACACCAUUUUAGUAAC
Indicator indicator is the source of this 1527-nucleotide messenger RNA. RefSeq names its product ribosomal protein S6 kinase B1 (gene RPS6KB1). The record is from RefSeq and is a predicted model, not a curated record. NCBI's taxonomy places the organism in Eukaryota, Metazoa, Chordata, Aves, Piciformes, Indicatoridae. Gene Ontology annotation, biological process: cellular response to insulin stimulus; protein phosphorylation; signal transduction. Bases 1 to 1509 code for a protein of 502 amino acids. Gene Ontology annotation, molecular function: ATP binding; protein serine/threonine kinase activity. The transcript is spliced from 15 exons.